AUGGGACAGCCACAUCCACAUCAUCGACCCAACCAAACACCCCUUCCCAACCCACCUCUUCCACACCCGCACCCCCCACUCAGGCCCCCUCCCAACCGCACUGACCAACUCCUCCCGCCUCCACCUCCCCAACAUGGUCUUCGUCCAAGUAAGUACCUACGCCUACGACAACAGCUGGAUCCUCUCCUGCUUAGAAGAACUCGGUCCGUCGCGAAGCCGCGGCGUCGUAUCCUUCGAUCCAGAGACUAUAUCCUCUUCAACUCUCCAGCACUGGCACAAUCUCGGCGUUCGCGGCGUACCCUUGAAUCUCAGAUCAACAGGGAGGAAAUUAUCUCGCAAGGAGAUCCAGGAUGUACUGCGCAAAUAUACGGAAACGUUAAGGCCGUUGAAGACGUGGUCGAUAGGGUUAUAUGCCGAUAUGGCAAUAUUGGACCACGUGCAACCCUGGUAUCAGAACUAGGCGUCAAAAUCGUGCUUGAGCAUAUCGGGUCUCCUUCCAGCUUACCACUAAACCCAGCCAAGGAGCCAGGCUGGGAAGCGCUGCAGAAGAUGAUGGACGAUCCGAGGGUGUAUACGAAGAUCUCGGCACCGUAUAUUUUCUCUUAG
Cadophora gregata is the source of this 606-nucleotide messenger RNA. RefSeq lists its product as uncharacterized. NCBI's taxonomy places the organism in Eukaryota, Fungi, Ascomycota, Leotiomycetes, Helotiales, Ploettnerulaceae. The transcript has a single exon. The coding region runs from base 1 to 606 and encodes 201 amino acids. The record is from RefSeq and is a predicted model, not a curated record.